Molecule: messenger RNA, 201 nt
Organism: Schistosoma guineensis
Lineage: Eukaryota; Metazoa; Platyhelminthes; Trematoda; Strigeidida; Schistosomatidae
Source: the annotation of a GenBank genome assembly
AUGAGUAAAGUUGGGAACAAAGAACAACAACAACAACAACAACAACAACAACAACAACAAAACCCAGUGGCAAAUCAAAACAUCCCUUCAUCAUCAUCAUCAUCAUCAUCAUCAUCAUCAUCAUCAUCAUCAUCAUCAUCAUCAUCAUCAUCAUCAUCAUCAUCAUCAUCAUCAUCAUCAUCAUCAUCAUCAUCAUCAUAA